Messenger RNA from Columba livia (rock pigeon), 1709 nucleotides. It is a transcript of the gene NUP35, whose product is annotated as nucleoporin 35. Gene Ontology annotation, biological process: NLS-bearing protein import into nucleus; nuclear pore organization. The transcript is spliced from 9 exons. Bases 115 to 1140 code for a protein of 341 amino acids. NCBI's taxonomy places the organism in Eukaryota, Metazoa, Chordata, Aves, Columbiformes, Columbidae. Gene Ontology annotation, cellular component: nuclear pore nuclear basket; nuclear pore central transport channel; nuclear membrane. The record is from RefSeq and is a predicted model, not a curated record. Gene Ontology annotation, molecular function: nucleic acid binding; structural constituent of nuclear pore; phospholipid binding.
GGGGGCUUUUUUAAGAUGAUUUUGGUGGUGAUAAGAAAAACGUUUGUAACAACGUAUCUCUGACUGGCUGCUGCUGCCUUUGCCUUCAGCUGCUGUCCCCUCACUGUGCUCCACAUGGUGUCUGAGGAACUGGUGUCACGUGACCGGCAACUGACCCUCCUGCCCGAGCUCGGGAUGGAAUUGCUGUCUUCAGGAGUUGAGCCGAUGGCACUUGGCUCCCCAACAUCUCCAAAACCGGGAGCUAGUGCUCAGUUUCUUCCUGGAUUCUUAAUGGGUGAUUUACCUGCUCCAGUGACUCCGCAACCACGUUCAUUAAGCGGCCCUUCAGUUGGUGUAAUGGAAAUGAGGUCUAUGCUACUUGCAGGAGGAUCUCCCCCACAACCAGUAGUUCCUACGCAUAAGGAUAAAAGUGGUGCUCCACCAGUUAGAAGCAUAUAUGAUGAAUUAUCUAGUCCUGGACUUGGAUCAUCACCACUAACCUCAAGACGACCAGGCAGCUUUUCUCUAACACAGAGCCCAUUGGUUGGAACUAUGCCAUCAACUCCUGGAACAGCUUCAAGUAUGUUCAGUCCUACAAGUAUUGGGCAGCCUAAGAAGACUACUCUAUCUCCUGCUCAGCUAGAUCCUUUUUAUACUCAGGGUGAUUCCCUAACUUCAGAAGAUCAACUCGAUGACACAUGGGUAACUGUAUUUGGAUUUCCUCAGGAAUCUGCUUCAUAUAUUCUUAUACAGUUUGCUCAGUAUGGAAACAUAUUAAAGCAUGUGAUGUCCAACACAGGAAACUGGAUGCAUAUUCGAUACCAGUCUAAGCUUCAAGCCCGUAAAGCCUUAAGCAAAGAUGGCAGAAUUUUUGGUGAAUCUAUUAUGAUUGGUGUCAAGCCUUGUAUAGAUAAAAGUGUGAUGGAAAACUUUGAAAGAAGCUCUACAUCCUCAAUAUCUGCAGUUUUCACUCCACCUACGAAAUCCACUGGCACACCAGUACAACCUGCAAAUAAUACUACAAGGAUUUCUACAAUGAGACCUCUUGUAACAGCAUAUAAAGCUUCCACUAGUGACUAUCAGGUGGUUUCUGACAGACAAACUCCUAAGAAAGAUGAAAGUAUUGUAUCUAAAGCAAUGGAAUAUAUGUUCGGCUGGUAAUAUACAAGAGGAAGUAAUGCUCUAAAUUGGCCAGGGUUUGAAAUAUGCUACUGGCAUCCGUGGUUAGUUAUAUAACUACUGGUGGCAGUAUUUUAACUUCCAUCUCACCUGUUAUGCCUUCAGUUAAUUCAGCAGACAUGUAGCUUGCACUUUAAACAAUGGCUAUGUACACACAUUUUUAAAAACUGAGUAAGUGUAAAUAUAAGUGCUUUUUUUCCCCAUUUGUGCUCUGAUUGCAUGAUUGUAGAAAAAAUAACAGCACUGACUUUUUUUUUUCCCCUCUGUAAUUAUUUUCUGUGACUUACUUCCCAAUAAGUUUAAAUGUUUAAAAUGGUGACUUUAUUUACUGAUGCCUUUAAUUAUUUUUUUUUUCCUGGAAAGAUGAUGGGCUCCUUGCAGGAAGAACACUAUGCACAGCUGGCUCUCAGAGUCAGGGACUGUUCUUAGUAAAUAUAAUUGUAAUUUUAUUAGGAUUCAUUGCUGUUUUAUAAUUAUCUGUGGCAUCAUGUUCUAAAUGUCAUAGCAACAUUUUAACUCUUCAUUUUAUUAAUAAAGCUAAAUAAAGUUAA